Molecule: messenger RNA, 1907 nt
Organism: Cladocopium goreaui
Lineage: Eukaryota; Dinophyceae; Suessiales; Symbiodiniaceae
Source: the annotation of a GenBank genome assembly
GUUCAAAUGCAGCACGCGACGCGCCCGAAUGGGACAGUCCGCAGGCUGCGAAAAUGUGUGCGAGUCCAAGGCCAAGGAAGCAACGGAUCCGCCCGAGAUUUGUGACCAUAAAGUGAGAAAGGGACAGGAGGCGGAAGAAGAUGUCUCAGUGGUGGCCUCCUUGGACGCCGUCGCCAGCCCUGGGGAUUGUUUGGCGAAGAUCGAGGCCGAACCCAGCCCUUCCAAUAGCAGCGAUUUCCACUCGGCGACUUGUAGCAGCCCAGUUGACAACAGCGUUGUAAUACAAGUGGCUGUCUCAGCGAUUUCGGACUUGAAUGUGCGCUCCGUGAACAGCAAGGUGACAAAGAGGAGCCGCUUGGAAAAGACCCUCCAUUUGCACUUGGACAUCGACAUCCUCCGUGCGGUGCCCUUGCGCUCUGCCAUGUGUGACUUUGGGGCGAUGUGGCGCAUGAACCCGCACCGCUGCACGGCGGCGGAGUUGCAGAAAGUUUAUGAGAAAUCUCGUAGUUCUUCCUACUACGACCUUUUCCUGUCUCACACCUGGUUGACUCCAGGAUGGCAGAAAUUUGGCUCCAUGUUGUUGCGGCAUCACUGGCCUCAGAUGUUGCUGGGCUGGUUUGCUGGAACCAGCCUGGCGGUGGUUCUGGUGCUCUCUGGCUCCCUGCACCUCAACCUCUUUCAAAGCAUCGACUUUGAUCUAGACUAUGAGGGCAUCGAGUUUGCCCCCUACAGCACCACGUUGGGGAUGCUUGGGGCAGCCAUAGCACUGGUCUCAAGCCCGAUCUUGCAGCUGGAAUGCUGCACAGCGCCAUCUUAUUGCUUUCUCGACAUUGCAUGCGUCCACCAGACCGACCCCGAGUUGCGUGAACGCGGGGUCUACGGUAUCGGUGGCUGGCUGUCGGUGAGUAAAGAGCUACGCAUUCUUUGGAGCCCGCCCUAUUUCUCGCGCCUUUGGUGCGUCUUCGAGGUCGCUGCUUAUCGCAUCGCCAAUCCCAAAGGAAAGAUCACCUUUCAGCCGGUCUUUGUAGAGAAUCUGGUGAUCAUCGCUUGGUUUUGCGUCUUCAUGAUCGUUUGGUUUGACAUUUCAGGUCUUCACUUUCCAGAGUACCGCUGGCUGUUUCUCCUGGUGGAGUUUCUCAUGACCGUCCUGGUGAUCUUUCCCUUGAAGGUCCUUUGGGCCAAGAAGCGGCAAGCGAUUGUCGAUUUGGCGGACUUCACUCUCUCGGAGGUGGUUUGUGGGGACGAUACCUUUGACCGACCCUUUGUAUACUCCGCAAUCAACGGCUGGUAUGGUAGUUUGGACGACUUCACUGACUUCGUCCGUGGUCCGUUGCGGCGGGACCUUCUCAACGAUUUCUCCACCGUUCACCUCCCGUUUGCCUAUUACUUCAUGAUUGCGAGUCCCUUCUUUGGGCGCUACCUGGACUACUCCCUGGCCAUGUGGAGCUGUGACAAAAUACCUCAUGAUCUCGUUUGGUCUUAUUUCCUCGCCAUGGGUCUCUCCAGAGGAGGAGUCAUGAUCAUGGCCGUCAAGGUGAUCUUUCUGCUGGUGGAUUUCUUCGCCGCAUCGCCAAAGGUCUCCGUGGCCAGAACCUGCAUCCAGACUUCCAUCAUCAUAUUGGUGAUCACUGGCCUUGUAUGGGGCCACCGCCAGUUGGCCGAAGCCUGCUACAGCCAGAGAACACUGGAAGCUUCUUCGGCCCUGGCGGCAGCCACAGUGGUCCUGUCGAUGUGCGUUUUCAUUUCUUUUCGCUGCAGAUCGAGACAACAGCGAGAAAGAAACAAUUCGUAUGAAAUUAGCUCUGGAGACUGAAGCCCAUAUGAUGAUCACAGGCGGAUUCGAUUCGGAACGCGGCGUUUCAGUGGGGAGAAUCUCAUGGCGUUUUCGCAUCAUGGCAUUCCAUUCC